This is a messenger RNA of Odocoileus virginianus texanus, 2346 nucleotides long. The record is from RefSeq and is a predicted model, not a curated record. Lineage: Eukaryota; Metazoa; Chordata; Mammalia; Artiodactyla; Cervidae.
GGCAGGUGAGGGUGGCAGGCAGUGCCAGUGGGAGGCCCAGAGCCCGAAGUGUGAGCAGGGGAGGUGUGGGCAGUGUUCAGAUGCGUUUUCCACACCUGCCUCCACCUCCCCACCCUGCCCCUGAGCAGACAUCCAGCAAACACCUGUAAUUUAGGGAAAGGGGCUUCCCAAGCGCUCCCUGCCUAAGCGUCUCUGGCCCUCAGGUGACCACACCUGGGAGAUUCCUGGCCAUUGGUACUGGUUCAUGGUCCUCUUCCUCUGCUGUUCAACAGGAGGGCAGACCCACAUACAGUGGGGCCUCCUAUAGACAGUCCCGACCUGUGGCUCCCCAGGCUUGGCAAUCUUGCCUCCAUGGGGCAUCUUCAGGGAGCUGCGUGCACACUCACCACAACUGUACCCUGCCCCCCACCCCCCGCUCUUAUGUAACCAGGGCGGUCAGGAGAAUGGCAGCUGGCAUCUGCACUUGGGAAAUCUGGAAGCUGUCAGGUCAGUCUAAAUCAUCCGCAGCCCCUGGGCAAACACAGGGGCUCCUUUGGAAGGUUGGACCAGGCCCCACCCAAGCCUUGCGGACACAUUCUUGCAUUUCUGAACCAGACAAAAGCAGACAGCCCAGUCCUAAUCCCCCAAACUGGGAGCAGAUUACAAUGCCCCAAGUUUGAAAGCUGUUUUGCUCUUGUUACGCAAACUUCCUGGGGAGGGACUCCCAGGACCGGCAGAAGGGUCCUUAAAUUCAUCACCUCUAAGCUGACACCCAUUCCUGGAGCUCCAUCCCUGGGAGAGCCUGUGUCGAAGGUAACCCUCUUUCCCUUCUCUUCUCCUCCUAGAGACCUCUAGCUGCAGCCUGGCGGGGAGUGGUCCACCCCUGCAGCUGAUCCUCCCACACCCAGGAGCAUCUUCUGAGCAUCUAAGCUGUGUGCCAAAGGUCCGAAGCUCACGUCCAGCAGCUCCAGGGAGGGACCAUGAGCGCAAUCAGCGAGGUGGUGCAGCGGGCCAGAGCCGCCUUCAACUCAGGUCGGACGCGCCCACUCCAGUUCCGCGUCCAGCAGCUGGAGGGGCUGCGGCGCCUGAUUCGCGAGCGGGAGAAGGACCUCGUGGGUGCACUGGCUGCGGACCUCCACAAGAACGAAUGGACCGCCUACUACGAGGAGAUUGUGUAUGUCCUGGAGGAGAUUGACUACAUGAUCAGGAAACUCCCUGAGUGGGCUGCUGACGAGCCUGUGGAGAAGACCCCUCAUACCCAGCAGGAUGAGGCCUACAUCCACUCGGAGCCCCUGGGCGUGGUCCUCAUCAUCGGAACCUGGAACUACCCCUUCAACCUGACCAUCCAGCCCAUGGUGGGCGCCAUUGCUGCAGGGAAUGCGGUGGUCCUGAAGCCGUCGGAGCUGAGUGAGAACAUGGCGAGCCUUCUGGCCGCCAUCCUCCCCCAGUACCUGGACCAGGAUCUGUAUCCUGUGAUCAAUGGGGGUGUUGCUGAGACCACGGAGGUGCUCAAAGAGAGAUUCGAUCACAUCCUGUACACCGGGAGCACCGGGGUGGGCAGGGUCGUCAUGAUGGCUGCGGCCAAGCACCUGACCCCUGUCACACUGGAGCUAGGGGGCAAGAAUCCCUGCUAUGUGGACAAGGACUGCGAUCUGGACGUUGCCUGCAGACGCAUCGCCUGGGGAAAGUUCAUGAACAGUGGCCAGACCUGCGUGGCCCCCGACUACAUCCUGUGUGACCCCUCUAUCCAGAGCCAAAUCGUGGAGAAGCUCAAAAAGUCCCUGAAAGAGUUCUAUGGGGAGGACGCCAAGAAGUCCAGGGACUACGGGAGAAUCAUCAACUCCCAGCACUUCCAGAGGGUGAUGGGCCUGCUGGAGGGCCAGAAGGUCGCCUAUGGAGGCACUGGGGAUGCAGCCAGCCGCUACAUCGCCCCCACCAUCCUUAUGGACGUGGACCCCCAGUCCCCGGUGAUGCAGGAGGAGGUCUUUGGGCCCGUCCUGCCCAUAGUGUGCGUGCGCAGCCUGGAGGAGGCCAUCCAAUUCAUCUCCCAGCGCGAGAAGCCCCUGGCGCUCUACGUCUUCUCGCCGAACGACAAGGUGAUUAAGAAGAUGAUCGCGGAGACCUCCAGCGGCGGGGUGACGGCCAACGACGUCAUCGUCCACAUCACCGUGCACUCGCUGCCCUACGGGGGUGUGGGGGACAGCGGCAUGGGGUCCUACCACGGCAGGAAGAGCUUCGAGACCUUCUCGCACCGCCGCUCCUGCCUGGUGAGGCCUCUGCUGAACGAGGAGACCCUCAGAGCCAGAUACCCACCGAGCCCGGCCAAGAUGCCCCGUCACUGAAGCACUGUCCUGGCCUCACUGUGCU